AGUAACUUUGAAAUAAAAGGAAAUUAAGACCGACAUAAUACAAAUGCGAUGCAGAAUUGCCCUCCCUCCUCUUACAUUUAUCAAAAAGAAACCCACAAUUCAAUGUCUCUUCAAAAUUUCUUCAAAUUUCUCAAGAAAACAUUAGUUAAAGAAAGAGGAAGAAAACCUUCAGCACUUUCAGAGGGACAAUAUCGUCAAUUUUCACUAGCAGAGCUCAAGGCUGCCACCAACAAUUUUAAUCAUGAUUUGAAAAUCGGUGAAGGUGGUUCUGGCACAGUAUACAAGGGCGACAUUGAUGGUGGCUCCUUGGUUGUCGCUGUCAAACGUUUGCAUAGAUCAUCGAGAAUAGGAGUUGAAGAAUUCCGAAAUGAGGUAGAGUUACUCUGCCAGCUGCGCCACCAGAAUAUUGUCUCUCUCCUCGGGUUUUGUCACGAGAAGCGUGAGAUGAUCCUUGUGUUUGAACAUCUGACCUAUGGAUCACUGGACGGUCAUGUUUUUGGGAAUGCUGAUCCGCUCCCAUGGAAGCGGAGACUAGAGAUAUGUAUUGGGGUAGCGCGUGGAUUACACUACCUUCACACAGGUGCAAAGUAUGCAAUAGUUCACCGCGACGUCAAGCCUCACAAUAUUCUUCUGAACGAAAAUUGGGAUGCUAAGCUUUCAGAUUUUGAAUCAUCCCUAAUUGGUCCCUCUAGCUUCUCAAAGCCUAAAACCAACGCUUGGGAAGAAAUGAGGACAUCAGCAAGAGGUACCUUGGGCUAUAUGGCUGCAGAGAUGUUCUACAAAGAUCAUGAAUUAAGUGAAAAAGUUGAUGUGUUCUCACUAGGUAUGCUUCUGUUAGAAGUAUUGUGUGGUAGAAGGAUGCUUGACGCCUUCGCAGAACACACGGAAUUCAUUUAUUUGACUAGCGGGAUCAUUGAAUGCAUCAAAAACGGCUGUGUUCAUAAGAUAAUCGAUCCAUUUCUGAAAGGGAAGAUAGCACCAGUGUGUUUGGUAGAAUAUGUGGAGAUCACUCUCAAUUGUAUAUAUAUAAAUCCAAAUGAACGGCCUUCAAUGGGAGAAGUUGAAGUAACCUUGGAACUUGCAUUGGAGCUGCAGGAGAAAGCCGACUUGGUUAUCAAGGCUGACAAUCCACAUGCUGGCUAUGCCUACGAAGAUGUAUCAUUCCGUGUUUCUGUUGAAAGAAAAAGCUACUUCCCAGCCGGCUGUUGUGGUGGAGAGUCAUAUGCAACAUCGAUCUCAGAUGCAGAAUCGGUCUCAGAUGGAGGAGCGGUCUCAAUUGCCGAAUCAUAAAUUGGUAGAGAUGAGUUUGGGAAGGGGAGUCUCUCUGUAAAUCAAUUUUAAUUUUUAUUGAUGAAGAGAUUGAUGCAAUUAAAUCAAAUCGAAGGAGAAUCAACAUUCUAUUCAAAGUUCAAAAUUAAAUGGUGUUAUCAAAUCCUCAAUUACUCUGUCUUGCUGUUAAUUUACUUAUUUUGUGUGUAAUAUUACAAGUUUCACUCAAAAGUCUCAGACUUUAAU
Rubroshorea leprosula is the source of this 1515-nucleotide messenger RNA. The record is from the annotation of a GenBank genome assembly. NCBI's taxonomy places the organism in Eukaryota, Viridiplantae, Streptophyta, Magnoliopsida, Malvales, Dipterocarpaceae.